Ruditapes philippinarum (Manila clam) is the source of this 3988-nucleotide messenger RNA. RefSeq names its product testis-expressed protein 264-like. The coding region runs from base 50 to 1207 and encodes 385 amino acids. The record is from RefSeq and is a predicted model, not a curated record. Gene Ontology annotation, biological process: reticulophagy; protein-DNA covalent cross-linking repair. The transcript has 3 exons. Gene Ontology annotation, cellular component: autophagosome membrane; nucleus; endoplasmic reticulum membrane. Lineage: Eukaryota; Metazoa; Mollusca; Bivalvia; Venerida; Veneridae.
AGUGAUCUACAGCGCAUCUCUGUGCAAUCAAGCAAACCAUGUAAAUAAAAUGGAGGACAUUACACUGAUAGUGGCGGGAAUCAUCCUGUUAUUUGUGCUCCUCUGCUCGACCAUAGCUGGUUUUCUCUAUAUCAGUGGUGUUUUAUAUACAAUAGAUGUUGGAGCAGGUACCCCACCAAUAGGACAGGCUGUGGUUGCCUACAAAUUUGAGCAAGGGCCUUAUAAAAAUGCUGGAAGCUUGUUUACAGAAGUUUGCUGUGUUGCGCCUGACUACAAAUGUCUGGGCAUCUACUAUGACAAUCCAAACGAGAUACCAGGUGAUAAGUGUAGGUACAUUGUAGGAGCCAUUCUCAGUGAAGGCGGGGUGAAAGUUGAACAGGAAGUGCUGGAUCGGAUGAAAUCUCAAGAUUUUAAAAUCAUCGAACUACCUGCACUAACAAAUUGCGUGAAGACGUCAUUUCCAUAUAUUAAUUCAUUUUCCAUCAUGAUAGCUGUAAUGAGAGUCUACCCAAAGAUAAACAGAUAUAUUAAGGAGCACAAAUUAUGUGCUUAUCCUAUGCUCGAGAUCUACGAGCCUACAGUUAUAAACUUUAUGGCACCUCUGUCACAGCAAGAUCAAUUCUUUGUUAAAGAAGCUCUCGAUUGUAUACCUGAUGAAUACAAAACAGAGGAAAAUGAUGAUUCUUUGUUCGACAUAUCUGCCAGAUCAAGUCCUGCCUCUAGCAGGGGCUCGCGUAGUGUAUCAUCAUUUAGUCGUAGUUAUGUUAGUAGUCGCCACGGUGACCAAACAUUCACUGAUGAUGAGGAGUCCGAUAUGGAUAAUACAAAUGAUGCCGAUGAUGUUAAUGAAAGUGUUCAAGAUGAUGAAGUGAGUUCUAGCAUUGAGGUACGGGCAUCUAAGGCGUGCACAAAUCUUCUGGAGGAACAUGAUGAUCAUCUUACGAAGGAGGAGGAAGGGUUCAGGAUUGCUGAAAAAGAUGAUUCCAUUCAAGUUGGUGAAGAAAGUGGUAUAAGCUUACAUGAUUCGGGUAUAAGCUCUGGACGUACUUCCGCCAUUCCUACAGAAGCAGAGAGUCUGUCAGAUGUUCGAAGUCCAACUGAGGCCGAUGGUAACGAUUCAUCAUCGUCUUUUGAAGAAAUUAACAUGGAGACUGUAGAAAAAGAGAUCAUCCCUGCAGCAGAAAAUAUUGAAACAAGGGCCCAGUAAUGAUAAAAUUAUUUUACUAUAUGUCAUUAUAAAGGACUGUUUUUUGAUUAGCAUCAGUGUUAUUUACACACCUGAUAUUUUCAUGACAUAUGGUACUAGUAUGAUAGGACUCUUCUUUAGGGUGAUUAUAGCCAGAAGGAUUAGUGAUGCGCUGUACUACUAGAAAUAACGCCAUAGAUAAUUUUUUGUUCUUAUUCUUGGGCUUUCAUAUUUAUAAUGCUAUCAUUUGGUUCGACCAAAGCUUGAAAAACACUGUAAAACUAUUACUUUGAAUGAUCAAAGGUGAAGUUUUCAUGAUUAUGCUCUAGAAUCAAAAUUUUUCUUUUGAGCUAAAAGAAUGUUUUAAUAGGAAUUAAAAAGUAAGUGUAUUAUAAAUGUAACUUGUUUUAAUUAACUUGUCUUUGAUAUGUCCUUUCUCAUUGUUGAUUAAACUUAAAAUUCAUGAAGCACAAGAAGAGUUUUGUAAUUGUUAAUUUAUUAAAAAUUAUAAUUGUAUAUUUUAUAAUCAUAAUUUUCUAAAUGUGGCCUAAAACCAAAAGCAGGGCACUCAAAUAAAUUAAUACACUGAACUUUUUGUGAAGUGUUUUUUUAAAAUCAUUGUAUAUAUUACCUGUAUUGUUAAGUUAAUUCAGUAAAUAUGUACAGAUACCUUUACAACAAAACGUUUUAUGUAUAUAUACAGUAUUAUGAUUAAUUAUGUAAAAGAUUUGUUUCCAUAUCUCAGAUGAUUUUUUCCUUUGCAUUUGUUGAGUAGUACAUUCUUACAUAGUCCUGUGACCGACAGACCUAAUAUUUGGUUUAAAGGUUACAUCACAACUAGUAAAUGACCUCUAUUGAGUUUGAUGUAAUUGGGUCAAGGUAAAUGUUUGUCAAGGUCACUGUGACCUUGACAAGGGUUUGUCAAACCAGGAAAUAGAGUACAGUUCUUAAAAUUGGAAGGUAAAUGGUCAUGGGAAUUAUAUUAGAUGACCACCAUUGAUUUUGAGGUCAGUUACAUGCAGUCUAAGGUCAAAGUCACUAUGACCUUGACAACAAAAUAUUGUUUAUUUAAAAACUAAACAGAAGUAUUGGCUACAGAUCUAAGAUAUGGUUAGGAGGUUAGACAUGACCUGUUUCAUGUUGACCUGAACAAAGUUGUCAGAGUUCAUGCAAUAUCUAAUUGGUUGCUUUUUGAAGGGCAUACUUGUUCAACAAAUCACUUUUGUUGAUUUUCUUUUUUUUUUCUUUUUUCCAAUGAAAAAGUACAUGUAGUUAUAUUGACCUUAAAAACUACAUGUAGAACAGACAAAGUUUUGAUUGAUAUUUGAAUUUUUUAUUGAAUUAAAAAUGUGAAGGAGUGCAAUGUUUUUGAGAUGGUACAUAUGAAUUAGUAUAUUUUCUUUUAUUUAUUUUUUCAAUAUGCAUGCAUUAUGAGAAUAUAUUCAGUUAUAAAAACCAAGUUUGAAAUGAACAUGUAAUUAAAAAAAUCACCCAGUGUGGUCAAGUUGUGUCAUUAAUAAUGAUGCGGGGAUAACCUGAUAUACUAUAUAUUUACACAGAUUUCAGGUAAUUGUAUUUUUAGCAACAUUCCAGUAUUUUUACAGUGCUUGCUUGAUUGGCUAUUUUGUGAUUUAUUCUGUUAUAAAAUUUCCACAGCCUAUUGGCAUUUAAAAAGUGUAUGUAGUUUUGAAAGAAUCAAAAGUAAUAUGUCAGGAAGCAUAUACACAAAGGGUAACCUUGGGAAAUGGCAUUUAAAAAGUUAAACACUUUUAGCUUGGUUUUACAUUUUAAAACUUUACAUGUUGUUAAAUUUAAGAGAGGGUCUCCAUGGCUAAGUGGUUAUGGUUACUGACUUUGAAUCACUUGCCCUUCACCACUCUUGGUUCAAAUCCCACCAUGGAAUUGAGAUUCUUUUGUGUGAAACAGCACAUGGGUAUAAGUUUUCAGGCAUUUGCCAAAAGUUCAGAUUUUUUCUACUCGUGAAAGCUUCUUAGUCUAUAUAAAACCUUUUGAAUGCUGAAAAUUUUCAGAUUUUUUUAACACGCACCCAUGUAUCUAGCAAGCUUAUUGCUAAGGUCAACAGCUAAGUCCAGUGGAUGCUCUCCCGUCAAAUAAUGAUUGGAGGGACUGAUUUUCUUUAGUAAGUGAAGCUGGGAUAUCAUCGUAUGAUCUUUAUAGUGUCAUUGUGAUGAGUUAUAAGUAGCACAGAAUGGUUAUGGUUUGUUAGAGCUUAGAUAUUAUUUUAUAACGGGUUAAGUUAGAGGGAUCAUUAUAUUUUGUAUUUCACAGAAGUUUUUAUCUUAGCAACUAUCACAAUCUGUUUUUAUGUGGUGUAUAAUUAUAUGUAUGAAAUGGUGCUUUAUUGUGAAGUGUUUUUCUCAUCAUGUUAAUAAUACAUACAUGUAUUUUGAAAAAAAAGGUUUAAAUAAAGGUCAUAAAUCAAAAUGCAUACUAAUGAAUAGACGGGACUUACCAUAGUUUCACUGAAAAGGAUUAUGGAAAGUGCAUCAUGGCCUUUGCACCUUAACUUUGGCUCUGGCAAAAGCAGUUUUUUCUCCAUUGUAAGAAGUAUUUAAUUCCUCAUUUUCAAAGGAUAAAGAAACUAGAGACAUGCAAAAUAGCGUCAUAACAUCUUAUACAAUGAUAAAACUCAUCAUAAUGUAUUGAAUGUAUCAGAUUUUGUAAGUAUUAUGAUAAUUAUGUGUUCUGUACAUGUAUAUUGUUGGUAAACAAAUGUGCUUUCAUUCAUAUUAUAGUAUAAAUGUAAUGUUUGUUGGUUGUAAAUAAAAACAAAGACUGGGA